Cryphonectria parasitica EP155 is the source of this 940-nucleotide messenger RNA. RefSeq lists its product as uncharacterized. The record is from RefSeq and is a predicted model, not a curated record. NCBI's taxonomy places the organism in Eukaryota, Fungi, Ascomycota, Sordariomycetes, Diaporthales, Cryphonectriaceae. The transcript is spliced from 2 exons. Bases 260 to 940 code for a protein of 226 amino acids.
AACAACCACUAAACUGACAUAACCUUGGGACAGGUCUGAGUUGAGCCGCCGCAACCUAUGGACGCCACAAACGACGACAACCACGACUCCCCGGUGUCAUGAACUGGGCCACGGCGUCCACCACGCCCUGCAUGACAUUUGGCUGGGUGCCGGACGGAGAUAUAUUUUCUCCCAAGCACACGAUGCGGCAUGUUGCCUGAGACAACACACGACCUCUCAUCUUUGACGCGGUUCUGCUGAACCGGGCAGUCCUGAAAAGAUGGCCACAAAGACGAGCAGGCCGCUGCCCGGGAGGCGCGAGGACAUCGAGCACAGAGACGGUCUCCCAUUUUACCCUCAGUACUGUUUUAGGCUCUCUCCGACCAUCAACACCUACUGCCAUCUUCGAGCCCACGACAUUGAUGCCCUCACGAUUCAUUCAGGAUUUCGAGGGCAGAAUGUCUUCUUCCAUCUCAACCACCCAGUCCAAUGGGUCCGCAUCGCAGGCAUGGUUGUCGCUAUCGAUGAAUAUGUUGGACGCCGAAUCUAUACCGUCGACGACAGCAGUGGCGUGUGUAUCGAGUGCACAGUCAACACUCCCAAGCCUGACGCUAUCGGCAAGCUUGAUACUGAAUCUACUCGGCCCGAGCAACCGAGGAAUUCUAAGACUACGAGCACGAUUACAACUACGACUACGACCACCACUGACACAAUACCCAAGGUCACGGUCCCAGCAGAUGUCGACGUCGGUACGAUUGUCGACAUCAAGGGUGGUCUGGCGCUAUACAGGGGUUACAAGCAGGUCAAGGCGCUCAAGGUGACCAUCCUACGCUCAACGGAGCAGGAAGUGGCUUUCUGGGAGAAGAUCAAGCAGUUCCGGGAAAACGUACUGGAAACGCCAUGGAAGCUCACCGAAAAGGAGGUCAGAAAAUGUCGCAAGGACGAGGAGAGGCGGAGAUAG